Molecule: messenger RNA, 3765 nt
Organism: Cavenderia fasciculata
Lineage: Eukaryota; Evosea; Eumycetozoa; Acytosteliales; Cavenderiaceae
Exons: 13
Coding region: 1-3765 (1254 amino acids)
Source: RefSeq, a predicted model, not a curated record
AUGUCAAACAAAUUCUCACCUUUGGUAGGUGAUCAAACAUCUCAACCACCACCUCUUUUUCCUCCACCUUCUCAACAAUCACCAAAAGGUAGAAAGAAAUCAUCCAAUAAACCAAAAAAAAUAACUAAAAAGAAAAAAGAAGAAGGAAAGACAGUAACAACAAAACACUCACCAUCCAAAAAAGAUAGUUCUACUCAACCUUUAUCAUCCAACUCUUCAACAUCAUCCUCUGCUAAACGCAAGCUUUUUAGCUUUAGUGAGCCACCAACUGAUGACUCGCCAACAGUUGGCCCACCUCCUCCACUGGUUGGAAAGAAGCCCGUUCCAAAGUCAAAGGCUGGGAAGCCUGCUGGAAAGAAGCCCGUUCCAAAGUCAAAGGCUCCAAACGCCAAUCGACCAUCAAUCAUCUUCAAAGAGGGUGAAUCGUUACCAGACUCUCAAUUAUCAUACACUUCAUACGUAAUGAAGUAUUCAACAAUUGUGAGUAAUGAAACUCAAAAGAAAAAGAAGAAGAAAAAGAAAUCAAACUCUUCAUCAUCAUCAUAUUGGACGUUCAAAUCUAUGGACAUUACAGAUGACCAAUCAUCAUCAUCAUCAUCAUCAUCAUCAUCAUCAUCAUCAUCAUCAUCAUCAUCAUCAUCAUCAUCAUCGUCAUCGUCAUCGUCAUCGUCAUCGUCAUCGUCAACAACGUCCAACAAUAUGGACACUACAGAUGACCAAUCAACAACAACAACAACAACAACAACAACAACAACAACAACAACAACAACAACAACAACAACAAUAUCACCAGUACCAACAAACGACGAACUAAUUCAGAGCAUUAGAAAGUUGGCCAAUUUUAUUGGAAAUCAAACCACAACCUUUCUCAAUCUAAUAGCCACCAACAACAAGUGCUUUGAGUCAAAUGGAACACCUGUUCCAUUUGUUGUUAAGUUUUUUCAAACUCAAUGCAAGCUAACUGAAAAUCAACUAAAAGAAAAUCUCUCCACUUUUAGAUUUGACAGAACUUCUAUUGAAUGGAUAAUAAGAUAUUUUGCUCUUGGAGGAGACGCUAUUUUUUCAGCAAUGGGUAAACAUCCGGUACCUCGUAUUGACACCGUGGAGGAUCUAUCCAAUGAUUCAAUUUACUCAUUAUGCUUUUUCAUGAAACAUGUUGCUCCAUUUUUGGAAAAAGAGAUGCAAAAGAGACCCAAAAUGCUACAAAUGCUUCAAAAGUUGAGACAGUUCCGUUGUAACAAUUCAAAAAACUGGGUCAAUGUGAUUGUGAUCAACGUUAAAAAUAAUAUCAUGGUUUCAACAUAUAACCAUUUAAAACAGUUAUUAAACACCUACAAGGAUAGGAAGAUAAAGGAUCUUGGAAAGAACCAAGAAGAAAUUAAAAAGGUUAAAAAGUUGGUUCGUGAUACUAUUUAUAAUUUUUCUAACACUAGAUUAAAAAGAGCUGAGAAAGACCAACAACCAGUUCAAGAAGAAGGUGAAGAAGAUGAAGAAGGUGAAGAAGAUGAAGAAGGUGAAGAAGAAGAAGAUGAAGAAAAGAAAGCAGACCGUGUUGUCACAUAUGAUCUAUCCGAUGGUGUCUACAAAACCAUAGAAAUCCUUGGUGGUUAUAACCAACAAGUUAUUGAUGAGUAUAACAACUUAUCAGAUGACAAGAAGAAGAAAAAGGAAGCAAAAUAUGACAAUCGGGUGAGCAGAAGAAAAAAUAUUAUCAAAAAGAAAAAGGAAGAUGCUCACAAAAGAAGGGAAGCUAUCAUAAAGGAAAGAAGAGAAGCUUCUAUCAAGUUGCAAAAGUCCCCAAAUACAUCUUUGACAGUUGAUGAUUUGACAAACUCACCAUCUUCAUCACCCAACACAUCUUCACCACGCAACCCAAAAGGUAAAUUCAAUCAAAGAAUGAAACAUGACAGCAUUCGAAUCCGCGAGUUGGAUGAACUGAAGAAGAUCACAAUAGAGGCAGAAAAAAGAAAUGCUGAUCUCCAACAGAUUAGCGAUACCCGAACACCAACCGUGUUUAUUCCCGGGCUCAUCAAUAUUUCAUCCAUUAUACCAUCUCUUGGAUUUGAUAUCCAAUUCAUGUUUACAAGAGAACAUGCUAAAAACCUUUUGAAAUGUUUGGGUUUAAAAAAGGCCAAUGUCGAAAAAGAUCACGAGGGUAACCCAAGCUAUGCCAUCGCCACUCUCUUCCCAGGCUUGUACAAAUACGAUCCAAGGCUUUUCACAAACACCAAGAGGGUGUAUCUUCCGGCCACCCCUCCCACUGAUGUUGAAAAACAAAAGGAUGAGGAAAGGAGGAAAACAAACAAUGACAAUAGAUUUGCAAGCGCAUUAAAGAAAUAUAAAGGUAAUGAAGAUGUGGCAAGGGUAGCUGCUACUUUGCAAACUGGAGAAAAGGCAAAGAAUGCAAUUGAACAACACAACAAAUUGCAUGGUUUUAAAAAAGGAUCUCAUGAUAAAAAUCGAGCACUUCUUGCAAAAGGCACAAUAACUUUUUCGAAAGAAGAAAUGUUUCAAGAGAUAGUAAACAAAGGAGUAAAGUAUGAAAAUACCUCAACUACCACUACACCAUCUACUUCUUCAUCUUCAUCAUCUUUACCAUAUGUCACACAAGUUGCAAUGGAGAAAGAAUUUGCUGGAAAGUCUUUGAAGGAUGUCAUUGCCAUUGGUAUCGAUCCCAACACGUGCUCAAUUACUGUCGUUAACAAUCACGAUGACAAGGUUCUGGACAUGAGAAUGGAUACUCUUAUGGUUAAAAGAAACACCAAGUUUCUUUUAGAGAAAAUCUCUUGUCAUAUGGGAAAGGCCAUCAAAAGUUUUGAAUCCUGUUUACCAUCUCUCAAGUUCAAUGUCCUUAACCCUCAAACAUUCCAAUCUAGGCUGGACUAUUAUGAAAAGUAUUGUGAUUAUUUCGAUAUCUAUUUCGAAGCCAUCAAUGAUCCAAUCGUACUAUCUUGGAAGAGGAACUUUGCUUUCAAAAAGCAAAAGUUGAACAAAGAGUUUUACCAACAAUUUGACAACUACAUUCUUGAUCUCUUUAAAGAUCAUUUCCCAACCAAGUAUUCAAGUAUGAACGAUUCUGAAAGGAAUCAGUACAUUCAAGACAAUACAAUCAUAUGUUUUGGAAAAGCCAAAUUUGGACACAACACUCGUGGCAAGGUAACAACAUUUGCAGCCAAGACUGUUGCCAACAAGUUAAAGUCCAAACAAUAUUCCGUUGUCUAUAUUAAUGAAUACAACACGUCAAGACUUGGUAAAGAAAAGGAUGGAGGCCAACCGACCAAUGUCCAACAGUGCUCACCUAUCAGCGAAGCAUGUCAAUCCGCUGCUAAAGGUAAUAGUUUCCUUCGAUGCAGUGACCACCGGCAUCGUUUAGCACUCGUCAAGCAAGACACCCAUUCAAAAGAAUACAAAGAGUCGUUGGGGUACCUCAAAUCCAUCGAUGAUUUGGACAAGAAACUCCAAUCACACAAUCUUUUGAAUGUGGCAGGUCAAUGUCGAACAAGGAAGGUGACACCGUCAGAUGUUGCCGGUUCGGAGACUGAAUCGCGUCAGGACUCUCAAAAAGUUGCCUCGACCCAAUCGUCUUCGUCAUCAACAAAAAAGUUCGACUAUCGACACGGACAGAAUAAAUAUGGUCCAGAGAUUAGAAAAUUUGGAAAAAUGGUCACCGUCCGUCAAGAUAUGGAAAGACAAAUUAAUUGCCAGGGUAAAAACCGAGGCAUCAACACAAUUUGGGCUCUCAAAGGCUCAAAUCAACAAAACUAA